This is a messenger RNA of Ostrinia nubilalis (European corn borer), 1650 nucleotides long. RefSeq names its product DNA primase large subunit (gene Prim2). NCBI's taxonomy places the organism in Eukaryota, Metazoa, Arthropoda, Insecta, Lepidoptera, Crambidae. Gene Ontology annotation, biological process: DNA replication, synthesis of primer; DNA replication initiation. The transcript is spliced from 2 exons. Gene Ontology annotation, cellular component: alpha DNA polymerase:primase complex. Bases 125 to 1600 code for a protein of 491 amino acids. The record is from RefSeq and is a predicted model, not a curated record.
UUUUAUUGUUGUGUUGUUUCCCACAGCUCCUGUUUUUAUUUAAUUUUCAAUUUAUUAAUUUGAUAAAUAGUGUAAUGCUGACUAUUUUCCAGUUAUAAAACACAUUGAUAAAUAAAACAUAAUAAUGGAUUUGAACAUACGACGAAAAUCUACGCGAGCUCCGGUUACAGGAAGUCUCAUGGAAACCUAUCCUCAUGAUCUUCAAAUGUAUAAAGUUCCGCCAACUGAAAACAUUUCUUUACAAGAGUUUGAAACCUUAGCUUUGGAGAGGCUAACACUUCUUAGGAGUUUAGCUACAGCUACAACUUUGCGAGGACUACGAGCGUACUCUGAUGAAUGGAAGGAAUUUGUGACAACUGAUCUAAGAAAUCAAGGUUUGAAAUACUAUUCAAGGCUUUUCGAAGUCUCUAAAUGUGGUACAACAGAAGCCGACUUACAAGCUAGGAGAAAAGAUCACAUUGCUCACUUUAUACUUAGAUUAGCUUACUGCAGAAAUGAAGAGCUACGACGUUGGUUUGUGGCAAGAGAACUAGAACUUUUCAAAAUGAGGUUUAUUAACAUGAGUGGAGAUGCUGUAGAAUCUUUUUUUAAACUAAACAGUCUGUGCUAUAACAAUAUAUCUGAAGAAGAGAAAAAUGAAGUUAUUACCUUCCUCAGAGAAUCAACUUCUCAUCCUAAUGUGGACAACAUGAAAUUUUAUAAAGUAAAAUUCUAUGAAGUUCUAGAUUUGGUCAAGUCCAGGAAAGUAUUUCUGAGAGGUGGUUAUGCUUAUAUUCCACAUAAAGACUUUGUGUCUGUAUUGUCUGCUCAGUUUCGUACACAUUUGAGGCAAAACUUGGCUGUUGCUUGUCACCACCUUGGAGAGAUUGAACAGGAUGAGAGGCUUGUGAGUCUAUUGAAGGGCCUGCACCAGUCAUAUACUGGUAACAACUUUACUGACACUAAAGCGGUUGUGCCUAUUGAGAGUUUGGACUCCCUUUCACUCAAAUCUUUCCCGUUGUGUAUGAGACAGCUGCACGACCAAUUAAGGUUAGCUCAUCACUUGAGACAUGGAGGCAGACUUCAGUAUGGCCUGUUCUUGAAAGGUAUUGGAGUGACUUUGGAAGAUUCUCUCAGAUUUUGGAGGGAGGAGUUUACCAAAAUGAUGGAUUUGGAUAAAUUUGAGAAGCAAUAUGCUUACAAUGUCAGAUACAACUAUGGAAAAGAGGGUAGUAAGAAGAAUUAUUCCCCAUUCAGCUGUUUGAGAAUAAUAAAUGAGACUGUUGGUCCUGGUGACUGCCAUGGAUGUCCUUAUAGGCAUUGUGAUGUUAGCAAUCUGAAGAAUAAAUUACUAGGAUAUGGGUUAGAUCCUCAAGCUGUAAAUGACAUAGUGGAAGUGACCAAAAAGGGUCAUUACCAGGUGGCUUGCAGCAAAUACUUCGACACCGUACACUCCAUUGACUUUGGCUUAGGCAUAAAUCAUCCCAAUCAAUACUUUGAAGAAAGCCAGAAACUUCUCAAAGGUGAAAUUAAAGUGGAAGCUAAGAAAGAAAAUAAGCCCAACAUCAAAAAAGAAUCCAUUGAAGAUAUGGAGUUUGAUGAUGUGGCAGAAUGGAAUUAGUUUUAAGUUUAAGUAAUUGUCUAGAUAAUUAAAUAUAAGGAUUAUGUAAA